UGGCGGCUAGACACGGGCCCAUCGGAGGUCCAGGCAUGAUGUCAGCCCAGGAGCUUGUGGCCUGCCUUUGCCGGGAGGGUGACCAGCACCUGGCCCUGGGGGACACCCCACUGGCCGCCGCCUUCUACCUGGCCGCCUUCAGCUGCCACGCCCCUUCAGCCGUGCGGCACGUCCGAGCCGCCCUGGCCGAGGCUCAGGGGUCGCCCGUGGUGGCCACCCUGGAGGCCUGGUGCCGAGGCGACAGCCAAAUCCCGGCCAUCCACUGGGACGGCAUGGUGGUGGUUUCUCUGACCGGGACCAUGGCCUCCGCCCUCCUGGCCACCCUCUGCCCGGAGCACCCCGCCGCGGUCCUGCACUCCCUGGCCAGCCUGCUGGCACGUGGGCGCCACGAGGAGGUGGUCCAGCGCUGUGGUGCCCUGCUGGACACGCACUGCCAGCAAACCCUGGAGCUGCAGCUGACCCGCGCCCUGGCCUGCAUCCUGUCCGGAACACAGGCGGACGACGGGGUGGCCGACUACCUCCAGGCCUUUGCGAUGAGUGCCGACCGGACCGUGGCCUUCGUUCACACACACCAGCAGCCCUACCUCCCGGCGCUGGUCAGCACCCUCCAAGGCUAUGUCGUGGGGCACCAGGAGGCGGGGGACAGUGCCAGCCAGCAGGAAACUGACUGCCGGGAACUCCUGGCAGCCCUGGACCCUGGGGGCACUUGGAGCAACGCCCUGUCCCCAGAAGCCCUGCUCCACAGAGGCAGGUACGCAGACUGCAGGGAGGCAUGCAGCCGGGCCCUUGAUGUCGACCCAGCGGACAGCAGACCCCAAGGGGCGCGUCUGGCCACCCUGCUGGUCACCCGCGCUGCCGCAGCCUUCUUCCUGAACAGCGGGGCCCAGGACCUUCUCCGGGACCUGCACGAGGCCUUCCGCGAGAGCCCCUCGGCAGCACGAAAGCAGUUCAAGGCCGUGCUCUCCACCACGGACCAGGCGUGCUUGCGGGCCCGGGUACUGGAGGCCAUGGAGGUGGGCUUCACCCACUUCCAGGAGGCCGUGCGGAACCGUCCAGAGCUCCGGGAGGACUCGGACCGAGAGCUGCUGGCCCCAGUGACCCUCGCGCUCCGUGUCCUGGUGCGCAUGGCACCACCUGGGGUGCGUCCAGCACUGGGCACCCGCCUAGCCGAGUGCCUGCUGCUGGCAGGGGACGCAGCAGGCGCCCGGGCACUGUGCGAGCGUUUGCUGCGGCCAUCACACACCGGGGACUAUGCCAGGGACCACGCGCCCCUGCUGGCACUGCGCGGGUUCUGCGCACUGCACACCGGCGACGCUCAGCGCGCCCAGGAGGACUUCCAAGAGGUGGUGGAGCUGGGGCCGCCGCACCCCGGCAGCUGCUUGCGAGCUCUGUGCGGCCGCGGGCUGCUGCGGGUGCUGGCGGGCAGCAAGUUCCUGGGAGCGCUGGACUAUGUCACCGCCUGCUGCCUGCAGCUAGAGGAGGCCCUGCUCGUCACCAAGGCCUAUGUACCCUGGAACCAGCGGGGGCUGCUGCUGACCGUGCUGCGGGAAGAGGGCCGCAGGAUGCUGCAGCGGAGGCCGGACCCAGGAUCCAAGAGCGCACCGGGCCGCCGGAGUAAGGCUGCGGAGAUGCACGGCCCUGUGGCGCAGGAAGGGGUUGCCCACGGUGUGUACCAGCUGGCCACGCUCCUGACCGAGCUGGACUCAGAAGAUGAGGCUUCGCGCCUCCUGGUGGCCGAUGCCCUGUACCGCUUGGGCCGCCUGGAUGAUGCCCACAAGGCCCUGCUGGUGGCCCUUUCCCGGAGGCCUCAGGCAGCCCCCGUGCUGGUGCGGUUGGCCCUGCUACAGCUCCGGAGGGGCUUCCUCUACGACGCCAACCAGCUGGUGAAGAAGGUGGUCCAGUCCCGGGACACCGCCUGCCUCCAGCCCACCCUGGACGUCUUCCAUCACGAGGACCGGCAGCGGCUGCGCGGCCACUGCCACGCGAGGGCCCUGUCCAUCCUGCGGGCACGACCGGGAGGCGCCGAGGGUGGAGCCCACACCAGGGAGGCCAUCGCUUACCUCUCUCUGGCCAUCUUCGCCGCAGGGAGUCAGGCAAGUGAGUCCCUGCUCGCUCGCGCCCGCUGUUACGGGUUCCUGGGCCGGAAGAAGACGGCCAUGUUUGACUUCAACUCUGUGCUGAGGGCUGAGCCGGGCAACACGCAGGCGCUGUGCGGCCGGGCGCUCCUGCACCUGGCCCUGGACCAGCAGAAGGAGGCCAUGGACGACAUCCUGUCGGCUCUGCAGUGCGGCCCGAGCACCGCAGUCCCUGAGAUCCGCUCGCUGAAGCCAGAGACCCAGGCCCUCAUCACGCAGGGCCUCUCCUCCCGCUGCCGGGCCCUGCUGAGCCAGCUGCAGGACACCGGGGCCCGCCUGAGCGACAAGGACGCCCAGAGCCUCUUGGCGGCAGGGAAAGCGCUGAUUGAAAUUGACGCGGGGCAGCCCGGUUGGCACGUCCUCCUGGCAGAUGUGCUGGCCACAGUGGGCAGCUUUGAGGAGGCUGGCACCUGCCUGCAAAAAGUCCUGCACCCCGCCCCUCCAACAGAGGCGGCCCGGGCCCGGCGUGGCCUGCUCCAGCUCAAGAAGGGAGAUGCGUCAGCCGCUGCACAGGACCUGCAGUGCCUGGCAGAGUCAGACACCCAGGACCUCAGCUUCCUGCUGCGUCUCCUGGAGGCCUCCGAGCGGCAGCGUCUCACCCAGGCUGCAGCCCAGGAAGCUGACACCCUCCUGAACUCAGGGCAUCCGGGCCAGGCGCUAGGUUACUGCUCUCUGGCCGUCCUGGCAGGUGGCGGCCAGGCCUGUCACCUACGCCUGCGGGCCACCUGCCUAGCCGAGCUGUGCGAGUUUGGCCGGGCACUCAGGGACCUGGACCACGUGCUCCAAGAGGGUUCAGGGGACAGCGACCUCCAGACGCAGGCAGCGGACUUCUGCUCCCAGGGCCGCCUGCUGCUGAACCUGGAGGAUGAGGCUGGGGCUGCCAGGGCCUUCUCCCAGGCCCUCAAGCUGGCGCCAACCCUAGCCCAGAGCAGCCUGCGGGAGCAGCCAGGCAAGGCCCCCACCGCCCGCACGCUUCUGUGCCGGGCACAGCACUGCCUGGAGGAGCAGCGUUACACCGAGGCCUGGACCGCAGCUGAGGGCGGACUCCUGGUGGAUCCAGAGAACAGGGGCCUGAAGAGGCUGAAAGCGAGACUCAGGAGGGAGACAUCCUCAGGCUGCCGGCUCCACUGACCGCAGCUCCGCUGACCCUGCGCCCUCCAGGCCCAGUCCUGGGGCCACCCGGUCAUUAUCUUUCCUGGUCCAGACCCCCGGCACGCACCCUGCCCCCAAGUCAGGGAUGCGCUCACCUACCCUCCUCCCCUUCCCCCUCCUGGGCCAGUCGGUGUUGGACAACCAGCCUUGGGAAGAGCUUCCUGCUUGCUUGGAGUGACCAUCCCGGGCAGCUCAGAGCCCCUCACCUCCGCGGCUACCUGAUCCCCAAAGCUGGGGCCGUCUUGACCCACACGUGGGGCUCAGACCUCAGAGAGCAGUCUUGGUCCUUGUCCCCUGCUUGGUUGCAGGUUGGGCAGGAUUCGGGUGGCCCUUUGUGGCCCUGGGGAGACAAUGCCAGCCCAGGAAGCCCUUCUCCAGGUGUGAAGCAGCCCUUGACCCUGGCCCGACCUUCGAGCCAGCCUCCUGCAGGGCCUGGGCCCCUCAAGGCCAAAACUCCCAAGCCGGGCAAGACCUGUUCUUUCAUCCAGGUUGUUCUCCACAGAACCCAGUGCCUUGGGAGAGCAGAUGUGCCCCCCGCCCCUGCCAAGCAGAGACCCCCGAGGAGCCCCUGAUGGGCAGAGCAUCCAGCUCUGGCAAAGCUGUCUGACGGAAAGGACUGGCCUACAUGGAUGAAGUUUACCUGCCCCCACCACAGUUUGCCUGGACAACCUCUCCUGCAAGGAACGGAGAAGCCCAGCCCUUGUCCCGUUGUCACGGAUGUCACCUGGCACAGCUGCAACUGCUAUAGGCUCACAGCAACCUCGGGGGGUUCAAAGAAGCCAGGUCCCAGCUCUGCAGUUUCUCCCCCGUGUUCGAGAACAUGACUGCUGGACGGGCCAUUGGGCGAAGUGGUGGAUUCACUCCUGCUCCCCCCGCCCAAGACAUCCUGCCCUCAUCCAUCCACUCAGGACCAGAGCGCGUCACGCUGCGUCUGCAGGUACCUGAUUCCCGCCCUGACUUUCCAGGAGCUGAUGCUCUUUGCAGACCCCCCGCCCCCCCUCCUCACUGCCUGGCUGGAGGCUGAGGAGCCAGGCCUGGAUGUGCCCCAACAGAGCAGCCCUGCCGCCUGGGUCAUCUCCGCCAGCGCGCAGGUGGGCUCUCAGCCCGAAGCUUCCUCUCCCCCAGCUCCAGGGCAGAAGCUCGGAACCAACGCUGUCUACCCCCGCCCCACCUGGCGCUUGAGUGGUGCUGGGUGCAUUUCCCAGGAGGUUUCCACGUGUGUAAAUUGCUUUCUUUUUUCCCUGGAGACUGGGGAGUCUUGUCCUGUAAGCUAGAUUUGCAGGUGGCCACAGUCGAGGUAGCCAGGAUGUACGGGAGCUACUCCUGAGCUCCUGGCUCUCCAGGCAGCAGCAACAGAGCGCAAGCUGGGAGCGGGGGUGGGCCUGCAGAGAGACCCUCAUCCUCCCAGCUCCACUGGUAGAGCCUGUCCUGCCCGAGUCUUCCCUGCCCACGUCAAGCUGGGCGGAGGGCCGUGCCCAUGUCUACAGGUACACGUGAGGGAUGUGCCAUCACCCCAGCCUCCCGCCAUGGCGCUCGCGUGGACAAAAACCAGCAGACGCUGGGCAGCCUCCAUCAGGUGGAGCUGAUCUAAGCCAGACUCUUAGCCGAGAGCAGAGGCUGCACCUUCUUUUCUCAAAAUCACAGUUUAGGUUACCAAGAAAGGGCCAUGGGAGGAUAGAGAGAGGACCCCCUAAUUCCAGACAAUCAAGUCUUGAUCCCCUGCGAGUGAAGCAAUUUUGGGUCCAAGAGGGAAACAAAUCCGGAAUUUCGGGGUCCUGGGAAAAUAAUAGUAAUGAAACCAGUCCAGGAGAGCAGCUGUGGGUUCCCGCCAUGGCUGUUCAGCCUGAGCAUGUUACUGACCAGUGAAAAUGAAGCGUGUCCGCAAUACGAGAAGUUAAAAAAAGACAGUAACCUGGAGGAAGUCAGUGGACAGGAGUUAAUAACGAUAAAAGCAGAAAUUGAUAAAUCAUAAAUAGAAAAUGGAGGAGCUAAUGCAUCCAAAAUAUAAUUCUUCACAAAUCAAAUUGAUGCACCGAAAGCUAACUUAAUCUAAAAAGAUGGGAAAACACAAAGAUACGCAAAAUUGUGAAGUAGCAGGGACAAAAUCACAUGGAGGAGGUUUAAAGAAUCAUAGGACAUUACUAGAGUUCCCACUGUGGCUCAGCGGUAAUGAACCCAGCUAGCAUC
Messenger RNA from Phacochoerus africanus (Common warthog), 5474 nucleotides. It is a transcript of the gene TTC34, whose product is annotated as tetratricopeptide repeat domain 34. NCBI's taxonomy places the organism in Eukaryota, Metazoa, Chordata, Mammalia, Artiodactyla, Suidae. The record is from RefSeq and is a predicted model, not a curated record. The transcript has 8 exons. Gene Ontology annotation, molecular function: protein binding. Bases 36 to 3266 code for a protein of 1076 amino acids.